Mangifera indica (mango) is the source of this 914-nucleotide messenger RNA. RefSeq names its product methylesterase 10-like. The transcript has 3 exons. Gene Ontology annotation, biological process: jasmonic acid metabolic process; salicylic acid metabolic process. Lineage: Eukaryota; Viridiplantae; Streptophyta; Magnoliopsida; Sapindales; Anacardiaceae. Bases 52 to 837 code for a protein of 261 amino acids. Gene Ontology annotation, molecular function: methyl jasmonate esterase activity; methyl salicylate esterase activity; methyl indole-3-acetate esterase activity. The record is from RefSeq and is a predicted model, not a curated record.
UGAAGUCUCUAUAUAUCUGAGCAAGCUGCGCGUAACUGAGAGAAGAUAGCCAUGGAAACUGUAAAACACUUUGUUUUAAUUCACGGAGCUUGCCAUGGAGCCUGGUGCUGGUACAAGGUUUUGAGUCUGCUCAAAUCAGCUGGUCAUCGUGUCACAGCUAUUGACUUGGGCGCUUCCGGGAUCAACCCCAAGCGGCUCGAUGAGAUUUCUUCAUUUUCAGAUUACGUGCAGCCUUUGAUGGAGUUCAUGGGCUCUCUUAAACAAGAAGAAAGGGUGAUUUUGGUUGGCCACAGCUAUGGUGGUCUCUGUAUAUCUCUUGCCAUGGAGAAAUUCCCUGGGAAAAUUUUAGUCGCUGUGUUUGUGUCUGCUUAUAUGCCUCAUUACAAGUCUCCCCCUGGAACUCUAAUCCAAGAGUAUUUUAGCAGGACACAAGUAGAAUCCUUAUUGGAUUGCCAGUUUACAUUCAACCAAGGCCUGGAAAAGCCCCCAACUUCAGCUCUCUUUGGCCCUGAAUACAUGAAGAACACAGCAUACAAGCACUGCUCAUCAGAGGAUUUAGAAUUGGGCAAGAGUUUGGUUAGACCAAGUGGGUUGUUCUCGGAGGACUUGUCCAAGGAGUCUUUGUUAACAAAAGAGAACUAUGGGUCAGUUGAUCGGGUUUUUAUCAUCUGUGAAGAAGAUGAAGUGGUGAAGGAGGACUUUCAACUGCAGAUGAUUCAGAAUCAUCAACCAAAAGAGGUGAAGAAGAUCAGUAGAGCUGGGCACAUGGUGAUGCUCUCUAGGCCUGCAGAAUUUUGUCAAACCUUACAAGAUAUUGCUGUCAAUUUCGAAUCCUGAAAUUACCAGAUUUAAUUUCGAAUUAUAUCAGAUUAACCUAAAUAAAUUUUGUGUCAAAAAACUCAAUUCUAACUUGA